GUUAAAUGAUUUUCAUUUUGACUAUAUUCUUGAUGCAACGUUUUCUUUCCGCUUUACUGGCAUUUUUGUACUAAAUCCUCUGCGUGAAUCUCUCUAUUUAUGUUAUUUGAAAUUCAAUCUCAAAACCGAUAUCUCUUAUGAGCCGAUCAUGAUCUUCAUAUAAAUACGGCAUCUAUAUAUGUGUCUUCAUAAUCAUAUUAUUGUGUUUCGAGAUGUUUUCAAUUCGUUUCCUUCCAAAAUGUCCUGGUUUUAUUGUUUCUGUAGACAAGGUUUAUAACUACAUUUUGGUAGCUGUGCAUAGCAACUCUAAUCAUCCCUCCAGUUUAGACAUAAUAGAAAAUUACACCCUAAAAAUAAAAUGAACAACUUUAUCUUCUCAAAUCGAUGAUGCAACACAAAUGAAUGCGACUCUAAGAAGAAAAAUGUCGACUUCCAUGGGCGGAGAUAUACAAAGUAUCUUGUCAUUAGCUGUUUUCCCUGCCGUCAAUCUCAAAUCACGCCCAAUUUUGCAGCUUUCACAAAAGAUUUUUUAUUAUUAUUUUUAAUUAUAAUAACAGCUUCGGAUUUUGAGUGGAGAGAAUGUAAAUGAUAUUUUACCCUUGUUUUCCCCAGGGUAGAGACUUCUUCUUCUUCUUCUUCUAUUUUUUUUUGGAAGGAAGACCCUUUGGCUUGGAUAUAAUUGUAGGGGCAAAUGUUCAUAUUACUUUCAAGAGGUUUUUGUUUGAAUGGGUACUUUCCUGAUGGUUUUGGCAACGAUGGAAAAUGAAAGUGGCAACACUUAUGAAGAUGCUCGAAAGCAGAGGCUGUUAGAAAAUAAAAAAAGAUUUGAGGAUUUGGGGAUAAUGAAGUUAUCUAAAAGCCUAACAGAUGUAACCAAGUCAGAGAAACCCCAGAACAGGCAAGUUCGCCUAAAACCAAUGAUGAGUUACUCAGCAGAACCAAGACGUUCAUCACGUGCUCGAAAUCAAGUUUCAUAUCGUGAUGAUGUUGAUGUCGAGCUUCCUGCACUACGUAACAGAUCAAAGUUUAAUUCUUCAUGGACAAGUUACCUUGCAAGACCGGCUGAAGAGGUUAAAGUCGCAUCAUAUGAGGAAAGAGCUCGAGCUUUUAACUGUGCAGAGAAGCUCCGAAGCAACCUACAAACUCGAAAUCCAUCCUUCAUCAAAUCAAUGGUCCGAUCUCAUGUAUAUAGUUGUUUCUGGUUGGGGCUUCCAAGUAGAUUUUGUGAAGAUUACCUUCCCAAGUCGACAGUGGGUAUGGUGUUAGAGAACGAGCAGGGCUCAGAGUACGAGGCCCUCUUCAUUGGCAAGAGAGCUGGGCUUAGUGGUGGAUGGAGAGCAUUUGCACUUGAUCAUAAACUGGAUGAUGGUGAUGCUUUGAUUUUUGAAUUGAUUGAACCAACAAGGUUCAAGGUUUAUAUAGUUAGAACAUCGGGCUGUCAAAAUGAAAAUGGUUGUGUCGUUGCAUCUGAUACUGAUGAGAAACCAAAGAAGAAGAGGAAGACGAAAGAUGGCAACCAGACAGAGAAACCGGCAGCAGAGGUCUCAACCACAAGGAGGAGUUUGAGAAAGAAAGGCAAUUGAAUAUGUAAAUUCUGGAGUUCCUAUUAAAUUAAUUGGAGCUCAAGAGAUUUGCAUCCUAGGUGAUGAGAUGAGUCAUCUUGUUUUUGUACGGCUCAUUUUUCUGUUGCUUUGAACAUCAUCACCUGCCUUCUGUGUUGUUAAUCUAUCUCGAUAACUAAUUUACCCAACUUGAAAUCCGAGGCCUACUUUAGAGUUUAGAGUUGCAAAACUAAUAUCGAAGUUGGUAAUCAUUUUCUAUGGAAAUGAAAGUGAACUUGUGUUUA
Messenger RNA from Salvia miltiorrhiza (redroot sage), 1846 nucleotides. RefSeq names its product putative B3 domain-containing protein At5g58280. The record is from RefSeq and is a predicted model, not a curated record. Lineage: Eukaryota; Viridiplantae; Streptophyta; Magnoliopsida; Lamiales; Lamiaceae. The coding region runs from base 726 to 1583 and encodes 285 amino acids. The transcript is spliced from 8 exons. Gene Ontology annotation, molecular function: DNA binding.